CGCGCUUCCUGGGGGCGUGGUUACUGUACACCGGCCGGGAGCGCAAGUUGUGUGGGAGGAGCUGGCGAGCGGCAUUAUGGAGAACCACAAAGAUGACUGUCGCCCCAGUCUCCCGGGAGGUUCUGGUACCAUGGACCGAAACCCUUCGCCCCCAUCCAGCGACGAUGAAUCUGCACCCGAGGGUGAUUCUAUAGGUGACACCAUAUACAGCAAGCACUGGUUCUUCAGUACUCUGACCCGGCUGAUUGAGGCAGUUUCGGAGGAUAAAUCACAAGAGGGGCAAGAGGAUGAGGCACCGGGGGAUCUGGAUGAGGAGCUGGAGGAUGAGAUCUGUAAAGUGUGGGACAUGUCUAUGAAUGAGGAGGUGGCGCUGUUCCUGCAGGGGUUUAAUGCACCAGAGAUUUUAUUGGGAGUCAUCGCUAAGUCUAAAUGCAGCCGCCUGACUGAAAUGUGUGUGGGGAUCCUGGGGAACAUGAGUUGCUUCCUGGAGCCGUGUAUGGCCAUCAGCACCCACCAGAGCCUGGGUGAGGUGCUGCUUCUCCUGCUCUCAGACGCAGACCCCCCCACCUUACUGGAGACCAGCAGGUUGUUCCUGACGUGUUUAUCGCAGGCGGAUGUGGCAGGAACGUGGGUUGAGAGGUUCCGGAAGGAUCCAUCUGUCAGGGAGAACCUGUGCUUUAUUAUGAGCAGUUCCACCAAUGUGGAUCUGUUGGUGAAGGUCGGGGAGCUUCUGGACAGACUGUUCGACAUGGACGAAGACUUGAUGUUGGCAUGGAUACGCAGCGACUGUGCCCCCCGGGAAACCUCAGCGGUUACGGAGAAUGAGGACAGAGCGGCGCCAUUGGAGAUGGUUUCCUGCCUGCUGGAGGCCGCAAAGCAGCUCCGAUCCGAGAGCCCCGAAGGGCUGGAAAUUUAUAUGCACGUCCUGCAGCUCCUCACAACCGCCGAUACUGGCAUCCAGGCCAUUGUCCAAUCGCCGGAUGGUGGAGAACAGACGUGGGACUUCCUGUUGGACCUGACCUGCAAUGACCUGUGCCAGCCCAACGACCCCCCACUUAUUGUGCAGGAGCAGAAGGGCAUUCUGUCCUCUGUGCUGGCAGUUAUGUCGGCCAUGUUUGUGUGGCGGGCAGAGCAGGGGCACAAAGUGGAGAAGAGUUUGCCCCUAAUCAGCAGCCUGGCCCAAGUUCUGGAGAACCUGGAGGAGUGCCGGAAGAAGUGCCCGGAGAGUGACGCCCGCGAGGGCCCAGACGCUCGGCAGGACAAUUCCCAUUUACAGAUCCUGAAGGACGUGAGCUGCGAGUUCCUCUCCAACAUCCUAUCAGAGCUCAGCAAGGACAGCGUGUUGCAGGGCAUCAGCCUGGGGCAUAUUACUGAGCGGCGCUGCCAGUGUGCCCUCCGGAACCUUCUGCCCCUCUACAGCACCUCCGUGGGCACUUUCCUGGCUGCCGUGGGUGAAGCUGACCGGAGCUUGGCUGAUAAGCUGCGCAGAGAGACCCCCGUCCGGGCAGAACAGACGUGAGGACAAGAGACACUUCCUCGGGGGUAGAUUUUCCUGCUGUGCCGCCCCCUGGGUAACAGAACUUUAUACCCCUCCACUCGUUCUUGUGCCCCAGCCAGUGGCACAAAGGGUUAAAUGCAAAGCGCUCAGGCCGGGGUAUUAGAGGUCUCUCUGGGCCUGUGUGACCGGAUCUGUAGAACCAGACUGUUCCCCUUCUCCCACCACCCCCUGCUGCAAUAGGGGGGCACUGUGACAGCCAUUCUGUGCGUUUCCAUUGGCUGUGUGUGUUCCUGGGUAUGGGGGAUUAUGGGAUACGGAGAGGAGGGGACUGGCACACGUAUGGUUAAUAGGAUGAGGCUGCUCAUUGGUCGGGAAGAACCGACUUUUUAUUCCCUUGUUGCCAGAAAUGUGAGAGAAUAAAUUAGAUUUUCUAUUUUAUCCCUAAA
Xenopus tropicalis (tropical clawed frog) is the source of this 1944-nucleotide messenger RNA. It is a transcript of the gene saal1, whose product is annotated as serum amyloid A like 1. Gene Ontology annotation, cellular component: nucleus. Lineage: Eukaryota; Metazoa; Chordata; Amphibia; Anura; Pipidae. The record is from RefSeq and is marked validated.